AUGUACAUCUAUGAACGAUUUAAUCAUGAUGUGCAUUCUCGGGAGCUAGACUGCUCUGGUAUGGAAGGUGAAGGCACCACGAAAGCAGAUGGCCCUGUGAAGCCAGGCCAUCCCUUGAAACCCUUUGCUUAUGUGAAACCUAUCAGAUGUGAGACGCCAGCAUUCACAGCUCAUCAUAGAGAGAGAAGCCAAGGCCACCGUGGGAGAAGAAGUCAGCAGGCACCUGGGGCAGGACUGCAGGAGCUACCCAAUGCCUCUGGGUAUUGGGUUCUCACGAAUUCCCCAACUUCAUCCAUCUAUCCCUGCUUAGGGUUCAGACCCUUGGAGGGCUCAACUUUGCUCUUCACACAGACCCCUUCUGGUACCUUUGUGUACGGGGUCCCAGAAUUUUUCACCCACAUUGCACACUGA
Molecule: messenger RNA, 411 nt
Organism: Neomonachus schauinslandi (Hawaiian monk seal)
Lineage: Eukaryota; Metazoa; Chordata; Mammalia; Carnivora; Phocidae
Product: proline-rich protein 20E-like
Exons: 3
Coding region: 1-411 (136 amino acids)
Source: RefSeq, a predicted model, not a curated record